UUGUUGAUUUUUCUGGUCUUCAACCGCAUCUUGUAUAUCCUAAGGUACCACUUUGUCGCCUUCCACUCUGCACGUUGCUCUCACAUACCUCGACGACCUCCGGUUCGAUUACCGCCAUUCUCCCUUGUCACAUCCCUCUAAACUAUUACGCUGGCCUAGGUCCGAGUGGCCAUAAUCCACAAUGGAUAUCGUCCUCGAGAUCGUUGACACCCUCGCGCUCGAUCGUAUCUACUCUGCUGUGCUUCCUGCGAGUCCCUCUUCCUAUCUGUCUCAAAAGUUCAACAACCUCACCACCUCCACCUUCUCGAGCGUGCGCGAUGGUGCUGUGGCAACUCCUCAAUACACCUACAUCUAUGAACCUGCAUCCAAGUUCAUUUCCCUCAAUCCCACCCAAUGGGCGUAUAGCAGCUCUCUGCCACGAGACAACGUCUACAGACAAGCCAUCAGUCUAUUCCUGGUAGUAUGGGUAUUCGGACUUUUGUUGUAUUUCAUCUGCGCCACUCUCUCCUACGUGUUCAUCUUCGACAAAACUACCGUCAAUCAUCCAAAGUACUUGAAGAACCAGGUACGCCUUGAAAUCGCUCAGGCCAACAAAGCCAUGCCAGGUAUGGCAAUCCUCACCGCGGCUUGUAUGUUGGCCGAAGUUCGGGGGUAUUCCAAGCUGUACGACGUCGCUGAGGAUGCACCGUUCUCUCUAUACAACUGGCUCCAAUUCCCUUUCUUCAUCCUCUUCACCGACUUCCUCAUCUACUGGAUCCACCGCGGACUCCAUCAUCCAAGGGUCUACAAGACCUUGCACAAGCCCCAUCACAAAUGGAUCAUGCCAACCCCCUAUGCCUCACAUGCAUUCCAUCCAUUGGACGGGUUCGCUCAGUCGAUUCCUUACCACUUGUUCCCCUUCAUGUUUCCGCUACAAAAGUUUGCAUACAUUGCCCUGUUUGCCUUUAUCAACAUCUGGACGAUUUUCAUCCACGAUGGCGAAUACUAUGCAAACUCGGCUCUGAUUAAUGGUGCGGCGUGCCAUACCAUGCAUCAUUUAUUCUUCAGCUGCAACUAUGGACAAUUCACAACACUCUGGGAUCGUCUAGGCGGGAGUUACAGAAAGCCCAACGAUGAGCUCUUCAAGCGUGAGACCAAGAUGGGAAAGAAGGAAUGGGAGCGCCAGACCAAGGAAAUGGAGAAAAUCCAGCUCGAGGUCGAAGGAGCCGAUGACCGAAGUUAUGCUGCAAGCGAGGAUGUGAAGAAAUCGCAGUGAUUUGGUCUCAAGCGCAAUAUGUAGGGUAAAGAGGCGUUCUGAGCGUGCAUCUUGGAUCUUUUGGGUAGUGGGCUUAAUGCAGAGUAAUGAUCUCGCUCCAGAUGUCGUGCUGCCACUCAAGUGUAAAUAGGCAGGACGGCGACUAUUAAUACGAACAAGCACAUAGCAUUUAAAGAAGGUUCUCCCGGCAGGGAUAUGGAUACAUAAUUCAUCAAUCGAUUUCUCGUACCUUGGGACAAGAGGGAGACUCAUUGGUUGGGUACACAUUCUAUCGGCUAAAUCGCCGCCUCGAUCUGGUUCAGAAAAAAGUCAGGGAUAGAAGAGGAAUGGAUGAGGAAAAAUGAACUAUAUUCAGUUUGAGAUGUCCAACAUUAAAUUCAUAGACCAAGGAGGGAUAGAUUAUGACAGGCUAUGAAAAACCCUCGAACGACAGCUGCAUGAGAUUGAUAUCUG
Molecule: messenger RNA, 1708 nt
Organism: Exophiala mesophila
Lineage: Eukaryota; Fungi; Ascomycota; Eurotiomycetes; Chaetothyriales; Herpotrichiellaceae
Exons: 2
Coding region: 182-1255 (357 amino acids)
Biological process (GO): lipid biosynthetic process
Molecular function (GO): oxidoreductase activity; iron ion binding
Source: RefSeq, a predicted model, not a curated record